GUCCUCCUAGAGCCUGUGUUCUCUAUAACCCGUAGAGAGACUCUGUUUACCUAUAGCCUGUGUCCUCUAGUCAGUCAGUCGGUCUUCCUAUUGAAACCUACAUUACAGCCCAUCCUGUGUUUUAGUCCGGGUUGGUGGGCAUCUGAACCCUAACCCUCAUGGAGAAGUUUCAGGCUGGUAUGGUCCUAGCGGGGGUGGGGGACGCGCUGGGCUACCGUAAGGGCCGCUGGGAGAGCUGCCCCUCUGGGACACAGAUCCAGGAAGAGCUGGCCUCUCUGGGGGGCCUUGGGGCUCUGAAACUGGACCCUGACAACUGGCCCCUCAGCGACGGAGCCCUGAUGCACAUGACCACCGCUGAGGCCCUCAUCACAGGUUCUGGGUUUGGAGCAGCCACCAAGGCCAUGUGUGUGGGGAUGAAGUACUGGCAGCCUGAGAGGCUGGACAACCUAGUGGAGGUCAGCAUUGAGAUGGGGCGCAUGACCCACAACCACCCUACAGGUACCAUGACCCACAACCACCCUACAGGUACCAUGACCCACAACCACCCUACAG
This is a messenger RNA of Oncorhynchus gorbuscha (pink salmon), 552 nucleotides long. RefSeq names its product protein ADP-ribosylarginine hydrolase-like protein 1. The annotation marks the transcript as partial. Lineage: Eukaryota; Metazoa; Chordata; Actinopteri; Salmoniformes; Salmonidae. The transcript is spliced from 2 exons. The record is from RefSeq and is a predicted model, not a curated record.